GCCGAAUUGAGGGCCAGUCGACGCGAGCGUUGUAUAGCGUCGACCCGCUUGAACUGACGCUACGAAAAUCGUAUUUUAAGUUUCGAAAAUUAAUUUAAUUCCGGCCAGUGACAAAUUAAAAAAGCGAAAGUGCAAGUGAAUGUUAGUGAUCUAAAUUUGAAAAAAAUAAUUGAUCGUAAAUCCAAAACUAGCAAUUACUUCGAUAAAACACGACGCGGUCCUCGAACAAGUAAUAUUUAAAUAAAAAAAUAGUGCUCAAAACCUGUAAUCGAUCCAUGAAAAAGCAAACACAAAAAGCGAAAAGAAUUCAUUCGAAAACCGAGUGAAUAGAGUGAAAAAUGUUCGAGGCGGAUUAAGUUCUGAAAUUAAAAAUGGAAUGAGAGUUUGUGGAUUUUUUCAAUCCGCAAUGCCGUCUGCUCUGGAUAUUGACCCGUUCAGCCAGCCGGAGUGGAGUGACUCUAGUGAUUCAACCGAACCAGCCCCGUUGCCUCAACUGGGCUAUUUUGUACCUGUGAGGUGCAGGUGCGAUGCACGAACGCAACACGUGUGUCGGAGAAAUAGAAGAGAAUCUCCCCGUUCCCGUCGUUCAAUAUCGCAAUGCUCCUGCAACAGCAUCUCACGGCGAUCAUCGGCCGCAGCGUCUCCGGUACCACUGCCUCCACUCAACAACACCAUGGAGAUGUACGUCGAGCCCGUCAUCGAAGAUACGGCAGAAAGAAAUUCCGGCUGGGAGACUCACAGAGUGCGUUUAAACAGAGUCCCGAGCUAUGGAUUCGGUAUCGCAGUGUCUGGGGGCAGAGACAACCCCCAUUUCGCUAGUGGGGACCCUUCGAUUGCAGUGUCUGAUGUUCUGCGAGGAGGACCUGCGGAAGAUAAAUUACAGGUUAAUGACCGGAUAGUAUCAGUCAAUGGCGUGCCCCUAGAGAAUGUGGAGUACGCGCGAGCUGUGCAAGUGUUACGGGAAUCUGGGGCUACAGUUUCCCUUGUAGUGAGAAGACGUGCACCCGCACCACCACCAACAGCACCUACCUCUAUCAAGCUGGCUCUGACGAGGAAUGGGAAGAAGGAAGACUUUGGAGUCGUGCUUGGGUGCAAAAUAUAUGUCAAAGAGUUGACGAUGCGCGCUCGUGAACAAUUAAACCAGGCGGGGCAGGGCCUCUGCGAGGGUGAUGUGAUCUCUCGAAUUAAUAACACACCAGUAACAGACGCCAUGACACUGAAAGAAGCAAAGAAAUUAAUAGAUUCCUGCAAAGAUCGACUUAAUUUGGUCAUCACAAGGGAACUUAUAAGAGAGGAGACCGUUACUAAUGGAAAUUAUCAUAACAACUAUAGUAGUUUAGAAGCGACACCACACAACGCAUACCCGAACAACAGUGGGGAAUCUCUUUCAUCUCCGUACUCAAGCAGCGGGCAGAACUUGUACGUAGCGGCUCCAGUCCGAGGGUCAGACAAUCGCCGAGGCCAAAUGUCAUUGGACGAUCAGCCACCGAGACCACCACCUCCUAGGAAUGAUGAUUACUACAGCAGUCGAAGACAGCUCUACGAAGAAGAUGGCAUGACUAAUCAAAGGAAUAAAACGCAGACUGAGCCGAGACUAAUAAGCUUCCAGAAGGAAGGAUCAGUGGGUCUUCGUCUUUGUGGCGGGAAUAGGUCUGGCGUGUUUGUGUCAGGAGUGCAGCCCGCCAGUCCUGCCGCCUUGCAAGGCCUGCAGCCCGCUGAUAAGAUACUCAAGGUGAACGACAUGGAAAUGAAGGGUGUGACGCGCGAAGAAGCGGUCCUAUUUCUGCUGAGUCUGCAGGACCGCAUUGAUCUCAUCGUGCAGCAUUCGCCUGAAGAAUACAAUUCUGUUGUUAGUGGACAAAUGCCUGGCGACUCAUUCCACAUAAAGACCCAUUUCCACUACACGGAACCAACUGAUGGCGAGAUGUCGUUCCGAUGUGGAGACGUCUUCCACGUUGUGGACACGCUGCACAAUGGCACUGUAGGAGCGUGGCAGGUUUAUCGGAUAGGUCGUAAUAACCAAGAGGUCCAAAAAGGCACGAUUCCUAACAAGGCGCGCGCUGAAGAGCUCGCAACGGCUCAGUUCAACGCCACGAAGAAAGAGAUGUCGGGCAACGAUGGGAAACAUAACUUCUUCAGGAGGAGAAGAUCUACGCAUCGUCGGAGCAAGAGUCUUGGGAAGGAACACUGGGACGAAGUGGUUCUCUCAGAUAGUAUAAGUAAAUUCCCCGCAUAUGAAAGGGUUGUAUUGAAGCAGCCAGGGUUUGUCAGACCCGUGAUUAUUUUGGGCGCGGCCGCUGAUAUCGCAAGAGAGAGAUUGCUUACCGAGAAUCCUGAUAAGUUCGCAUCGCCGAAAAUGGAUAGCACCUUAGAAGACAAUAAGACAAAGUCGUCCGGAAUUAUCCGGUUAUCCAGCAUCCGAUCUAUAAUGGAGCGUGGAAAGCACGCACUACUGGAUAUAACGCCAAACGCAGUUGACAGAUUGAACUAUGCGCAGUUUUAUCCCAUAGUCAUCUUCCUUAAAGCGGAUAAUAAACAUAUCAUCAAAACACUGAGAUCGGGAUUGCCUAAGUCAGCCCAUAAAUCCUCAAAGAAGCUACUAGAACAAUGCCAACACAUGGAGCGGGUUUGGGGUCAUGUCUUCACUCACACCGUGACCCUAAGCGAAGCGAACCUUAACACUUGGUACAACAAGUUGUGUGACCUGGUUCAGAGGACCCAGCAACAGCAAUUAUGGGUCUCGGAGACCAAGCGACCAGAACCGUUAUCUGAUGACUUCUUGUUCUCAAUGUCCUCGAGUACGGAGAACAGGCUGUCGUAUGCGUCUAGUCCCGAAAGCGAUUUGGAAGUGAGUCCACCAGCGCCAAGGCUUGUCAAGUCGUCAUCUGAUCCUUCCAUAGCAACGACGCAGGACAACAUGGAUCGUGAUGAAGACAUAAGCCAUAUGGUGGACGCAGUCCCUCCGCCUUACACGCAAAGUGGCUACGAUAGCAAAUAUGGAUUCGCGUCAAACACAAAUGGUCAAUCGAACGGCGUCAAUCAUACUCACAUGCCGACCAAUAACGAAGCACCGCCAUAUCAAUGUAAUCCGAUGUCACAGUCGCCGCCACAUUCGCCGUUGUAUGGAACUGUACCCGAAUUGCCACCUCGUACGACCAAUCAGUCGCAAGUGACGCGUCCAGCGGGUGGAGUUUUGCUACCUGCUCCGCCGCCCGGUCGCCCACCGCAUUCACUAAGACAUAAUCCCACUAGCCGACCAAGUGCGCAAGAGCGACUUUUCGGUCCGCCGAAGGAGAGCAGCGGCGAUGAAACUGCCACGUACUCAGCGCGGCCGACGAGUAUGGUGAUACAGCCCACACAAGGCUCACUUGAUAGACAUCGACAACAGCAAACGUCAUACGACGGCACAUAUGAAUACAAUAGUAACAACCAACACAAUACCAAUAUGGGCUCGCGUUUACCUCCUAACGCGCCUGACGACUUAAAAGUGGCUCCCUCUAUUUUUGAAUUUUGCAGCAAAAUGGAACCGCCUUCUAACCCAAACAGCCUGACACAAAGUCCGCAACGCAACUCCAACUCGUUGGAGCAUAAUCCUCUUGACUACCGACCGCCAGAUAACACGUACAGUAGGGCUCCGAACGGUCCAAACGGUCCGAAUGGUACGAGCGAGUAUCGGCGUGCGUUGCCGAACGGGGUUCACACUGCUACUCACGCACGCGGCCCGUCACUGCCUAACGUCACCACUAACGAUCAUAACAAGUACAGCGCUAGAACAAACUCUGUAUCCCAAGCUGACUAUGCGCGUGCGCCGCCAUAUAAGCCAGUGCCGCCGCCGAAACCCAAACAUUACCGCCCGCCCGACAAUCACCCGCCUAGGAAUGGGAACAUGGAGCCAAGCCAAAUGGGCAAUAUGAUGCCCCGUCCGCCGGGUCCAAUGGGCCCUGGACCAAUGGGUCCGCCCCCUCACUACUCUCAUUCACACUCACACUCCCAACCCGCGCAUCAGCCUCCGCAUCCGCAUUAUCAACAGGGUAUGUACAGUGGUCAAAUGGGUCACCAGCCCCAAUCCCCACCAUACUCAGGACCACCGUCCCACCAUCGAGCCAUCAAUUUGCCCCACAACCCGCACCUUAUUGAUUUAGCCGGCAGCCGUGAGCAAAGAGGAUCCGCAUUCGAACUGUAUAGAAAGCCGCAACACAUGCACAACUUGAGCUCAUCCGAUGCCAUGAACUCCAGCGCGGAGCCCGAUGAAACAUUCUCACCAAAAACUAAAAAGAAAUUGUCUAAAAAACCUUCGUUCAUUAAAAAUGCCGUCCUCGAUCUUUUCCGCUCGAAAAAUAAAAAAGUGUCUCGACAAAAGUCAUUGUGCGAAAGUGACUUGCAACAGAGACAUGGUCAAAUACCGAUGUUGAGACGAGAAAAAUCCGAUUUAAGCGACUUCUCUAUUCAUAUGAGAAACACGCAGAUAAGAAAUCAAAUGUUACAACGUAGUAACUCGUCGUGUGAAAAGCCUUUACUAAAACCGAUUCUUAAAAGGCAAAGUUCAUUCUGUGAUGAUAGGAAUGGCUCCAUUUGUACAGUUAGAGAUUAUGAAGCCAAACCAACUUUAAAAAGCCUUAGAAGACAGAAUUCUAUGUGUGAAAUAGAAACCGAACCUAAAGUUACCCCCUUGUUACGCAGACAGAACUCUCUUAUAGAAUAUAAUAGAAGAGGUAUCUACGGACAAACCCCAAGCUUUAACAUGAUUACCAAAAUAGACCCGAUUUACCAAAGACAACAACAAAAUAAGCAUGAACCCUUCUAUCCAACCCAACCUCUACCUCCAGAACCAGUAUACCAAAGUAAGGAACAUGUAAUUUAUGAUCCUAUUCCUAAGCCUAAAAGAACUUACUCUUCUAUAUAUGACACUUCUAGUGAGAAUCCGUAUGCGAGUAGAUCGGAAGUAUCCAGUCAAGGUUACGAAAAUCCAUACGGAAACCGUGAAACGGUAGCAAUGCCCCUUAUAGAUCCACCAUAUACAACGCGAGCAGAGUGUAUACGGGAAAAUCCCUAUGCAACUAGAAAUGAAGUCAUGGAAAAUGCAUAUGCUAAGCAGGAAAUACCGCGAAAAACUGAGAGCAUUUACAAUGAGCCACCAUAUGCUACUAAAGAACAAAUGUUAAGACAAAGAAUGACAAAUGAAAGUCCUUACGCUACUAAGGAAGAUAUGCUUAGGCAAAGAUUUUCAGAGUCUCCUUAUAAUACGAGGGAAGAAAUGCUUAGGCAAAGAUCGGAUAGUUCAGUUACGAGUAAGGAACCAAUUUAUGGGAAAAGAACCUAUGAACCUCCGCCAAGUACUUCCUGGUCAGAGAAUCCCUAUGCAAUACGCCCAGACAGACGCCUGCAUACACCUGUUACAUAUCCUGGUAGAUCUUCUCCGAUGAGUAAAUGCAUGAGUGAACCACCAUACAUUAGUAGGUCAGACAUGCUAGCAAGAAUUAAUCAGACUGAAUCGCCGUAUGGUACGCGAACUCAAAUGAAAUCGAGUUUUUCGGACUAUGGCACCCGAAAUGAAUUAUUUGAUUUACCACAGCAAGUAAGACCAGCAUCAGCGGAAUGUACAUAUGUCUCUAAACAAGAAAUUUUAUCGCAGAAAGCAGCCUUGCUAGCUAAUAAAGAAUCUUCUUAUAGUGCUAAGUUAGAAGAGAAAUUAGAAAUAAUAAAGCAAAGAAAUCAAGCGAAAAAAGAAAAGAUAUAUCAAACUAGAUUGGAAGCUAAUGAUAGUGAUGCGGUAAAAAGCCGAGAACCAUUGUAUGUAUCGAAAAGAGAUCUUAAAGAAAGUAUCAUCUAUGAAUCGAAUCAUGAAGCUAAAGAGGUUCAGCCUGUACCUACUCAGGAUAGUGCUAGAAGUAGCCCAUAUGAGUUGAGUGAUGCAAAUCAUUUGUCCCGACGAGAACCUGUGUAUCAAACAAAAGCUGAAGUAAUGAAUGGGGAUGCAGAGAAGUUUCAGGAAAUAGAUUUUUCCAAAUUAUAUCUAACAGAAUCUAAGACAGAUGCGGAAAAAGAAAAAACAAAAAGCUUAGAAGCUAACGUUUUGAAAGGUGAAGCAUUGUAUGCUCCUCGAUUACAUGGAAAAGCCGAACACAUAUCAAAUGCACUCAAAAUAACGUCGUCUCCAAUACCAUAUGAAUCUACAACAUCCAUGGAAACUCAGUAUGCUUCUGAAUGUAGCAUGAAUUUCGAAAACAAACCACAAAGCACGCCGUAUGCAUCGCAGGACUUGCAAGAUCGACCAAAACCGAAUCGAACUGUGACAUUCUGUGAAAAAAUUGUUGAAAAAAGUCCAGAAAUUAGCCAGGACACAUCCGAAAACACUUCAAAUAGUCGAAACGAUACAACUAUUAUAAGCAACGAUAAUACAAUUGUUAAGGUGACAACAGAAACAAGUGAGGAGAAAUCUGAAGUGGUCGAACCAGACGCACCACACACUACUUGGGGUAUAUUCGAUAGCGAAGGAGGGGUUCUAGAGGAUAGGCAUUGGGGUGUUUCCCUUAUAAUACCUCCAAAGGCAAUUGCUCCGGGGAUCAAGCAAAAGAUCUACUUUACGGUGUCUGACCCGCGAUUGAGCCAGCGCGUAGGAGGACCUCCCAUCGACAUGGAUAACGGUGAAGCAAUGCUGUCCCCACUAGUGAUGUGCGGGCCUCAGGGGCUCGUAUUUUUACGACCAGUGACACUCCGCCUACCGCACUGCGCUAAUGCCGUCCCAUCCCUAGGCCUAACUAUCAAGGCUACUGAUACAGAAGCCCAUCUUAGUACCGACUGGGAUAAUAUACACUUGCCUGCUACAACCACUCUUAAUACUGUGGCAGUUAAAGUUGACCAUUUUUAGUUGCUAACACAUUUUUUACAUUAAUAGGGCUCGAGGCUGAGAAUUUAGUCGAAACGUAAAAUAUUAGAUAAUUGACGUAAUGUUAGAAAAAUCAGAUCUUCCGAUGUGCUUUUGUAUAGGUAGCGUUGACUUCUUUGACUAAUGUGAUUCACGUAAUGUUGUCCGGCAUUCCCACCUAUAUUGCAAUUCUUUAAGAAGUGGUGCUAAAGGAUUUAAGAUAAGAAUGAGACCUAGGAAUCUCUAGAGCUUAUAGCAUUAUUAAAAGUUAAGCGAAAGUCUAUUUCAUUGUAUUUGAAAAUACUUUUUUAUUUUUGAAACGAAUUUAAAAUAGAUAUCUAAUUAAUAAGUCAUUUUCGAUGUACUCUGUAACGGACCAAUGUAAGCUUGGGGCCUAGACAAAGGUAUUUUACGGCAAACGCUGUCGAUGAACGAAUAUAACCAUGUUGAACAAAAGAUAACUUUGUCUAGGGCCGCUUCGUCUAUUGAAUGCCAAUCUGAUACUGGAAGCUACUGGAUUCAAACAUAAAAGAAAGAAAUAAGAUCACAGCUGUCUAAUAACGGAUAGAAUUUAAUUUCGAAUAGCUGUAUCAACUCUACUUUUCUAUUAUCUAUUUUGAAUUCGUAACAAAAAUGUAUAACUAAGACAUGCCUUACCAUAUUGUAGAUUAUCCUAGUUAUUCAUUCAUUAAUAUAAUUAUUUAAUCAAUAUACGCGUAUUUUUAUUGUUAAUUAGCACAGAAAUUAAACUUUGGCUUCCGUAAUGUUAAUUUUAAAAUUACUAAUUAUAGUUGUAUUCACGUAAUUUGGCCGUUGGCUAGAGUCAUAUUUAGGUAAUAGCAGUACGUUUGUAUGUAUGUUUUCUUGUUACUAGUGAAACUAUGAAUUUACCUUUGACCCAACUAUUAAAUUUUAUAUUUACUGAAA
Messenger RNA from Pieris napi, 7792 nucleotides. RefSeq names its product tight junction protein ZO-1 (gene pyd). Gene Ontology annotation, molecular function: cell adhesion molecule binding. Gene Ontology annotation, biological process: cell-cell adhesion; cell-cell junction organization; protein localization to cell-cell junction. The coding region runs from base 377 to 6868 and encodes 2163 amino acids. The transcript has 28 exons. NCBI's taxonomy places the organism in Eukaryota, Metazoa, Arthropoda, Insecta, Lepidoptera, Pieridae. Gene Ontology annotation, cellular component: bicellular tight junction; plasma membrane. The record is from RefSeq and is a predicted model, not a curated record.